AUGAAGGCAGCCGUGGUUUCGCAGCUUCUUUUCUACAUUAUACUGCCACUAGCUGGCUCCAGUGACGUGAGGCCAUCGCAAAAAGGUGAUCUUCCAAUCCUUAUACCGAAGCAACCAGAAAUCGACGCGAUCUCUUCGCUAGGCUCUGGAGCACGAAAUGAAGAUACGACCUUCAAAGAAGCAAUCCAACUCCUUGACUCGCUCAACUCAUCACCCUCGUGCAACCGAAUCGCAGCGACGAGGCUGGUAGUGUCAUGCCAGGCAUUCAGCGGCGGCAAAGAUGGCACGCAUGCAGACAGUCCUGAAACCAUGGAUCUUGUGCGGUCUAUCUACGCAGCACGACUGGCAAUAUGCGAGAUCGAGGGUGCCGGUGCCGCGAUACCCCCGUCAUGCCUUCCAGUGACGGUGUCACCCCCUCCUCAGAAGAGUCGUUUCGGAUUUGUGUCUCGCCACAAAUCCUCCGACAAUGUUUCAGAUAAGAUGCCACGGGAGGUCCUAGAAGACUGUCUCCGGGCGAUUGAGUCGCGCCCUCAAUGGUGGACGUCAUACAGCAACAGCCGACAGAAUGCCCUGGUCAUUUGCCAAGCCUCGCGGGUCGAGACAGAGAAGGAGGAGCUGCUCGACCUUCAUCGAUCCAUUGCCAAAGGCAGCCUGAAACUCAACAGUGGCAUUCGCGACGCUUUGCGAGAUGCAGUGGCACAGUCUGAACAGCAACAAUUAUUUAUGGAAGCUGUUCAGGUUCUACAGGAGAAGAUUGUGAUGGACAUGGAACAGACCGACUCGCUAUUUCAACGAACUUUCGGCAACUUCCUUCGAGAAAUCGAGUUAGGGAUUGGAUGCCUCCAAAACAGUAUAUCCUCGGCUUUGUUCAGCUUACGGACAGGAACUGAAGUUCUUGAAAAGGACAUUCACAAUGUUUCAAGCCAGGUAGGCGCCCUUCAGCAGGCCCUACAGACUGUGCAGCAGGAUGCUCUUGCUAGAAACCAAGAGGCAACACUGGUACAGGAGAGCAACGCCAUUGCCCAUGGCAAUCUUGCGGCCUCUUUACAUCUAUCACUCGAGUCACUUCUAGACUCCGACAUGGUGCGGAUAUACAGAGGAAUGCAAAAGUUUGACGCUGCCAUGGAAUGGUUGACGAGCCGAAUGAACAUGAUUCUCGAGCAAGAGACCCGAAUGGCCGAGCGACUUCACACUAUGGAGACAUUCAUGCAUCAAUCCGAAUCAAAAGCGAGCGAAUUACAAACAGCCCAAGAACAGCAAACAGAAGCGCUUGCUGCACAUUCCCGCACUCAGGAGGCAAUCCAAUUCCACGCUCAAGUAUCGCAGGCUCUGCUGAACAAAGCCAACAUCGCAGCUGCCAAUCUGCAAAGCAUAAUUGACGACGCAGCUAUCAAAUAUAAAAGUGGUCCUGGUCUCCGCAUUGAAGGUUAUUCCGCAUGGUCUCUCUGUGGUAUCCUUCUCCUGAUCAUCGCGGCCCAGAACUUCAAAGUUGCGAUUUCAUUAUUAUUUCUUAUUCUCGCGCAUUCUAUGGCGCCGACAAUCCUUCCCUUCUUUUAG
Penicillium canescens is the source of this 1557-nucleotide messenger RNA. RefSeq lists its product as uncharacterized. Gene Ontology annotation, cellular component: endoplasmic reticulum membrane. The transcript has 6 exons. Gene Ontology annotation, biological process: nuclear membrane fusion involved in karyogamy; karyogamy involved in conjugation with cellular fusion. The record is from RefSeq and is a predicted model, not a curated record. NCBI's taxonomy places the organism in Eukaryota, Fungi, Ascomycota, Eurotiomycetes, Eurotiales, Aspergillaceae. Bases 1 to 1557 code for a protein of 518 amino acids.